ACUUGUUGAUCCUUGUCUUAUACUGAACCACAGCGGAAGCUGAUUUGGUGUGUUAAUGCAGAACAGGGCUCACUCGACGAAACUUGACUUUGCUGAACUUGCAGUCUUUAAAGUGAUCUUCUGCUCCAUCUGUCUCUGUGCAGAAGAGUAUUCUUAAAGACCACCAUGAGAAGAACAACACCUGGGGCAAAGAUGGAUUCUACAUGCUGGUCAUCUGCCUCACAAUAUUCAUCACCAUCUUCACCUGUUUAAUGGUGCUUUACCGACUGAAGGAGAACGAACUGUUGGAUCAGCAGUUGAAAGAUCCGUCAUCACCCCUCCGGGACUUACAGCUGUCACAGAUCCAUGUUCAUGGUGCUCAGCCCCCCCUGACUCUCAAGAACAGCAUGGUACAGGCCGACCAGACCUCCAAAACCUCCUGUGCCACCAAUUCUACCAACACCAUCAAUACAAGCACCCCAUCCUGUAACGACAACAUCCCCCAUACUGAUUCCAGCGUGAGCUCAGAGCUACAGUGCCCCACCGGACACUCUGUGGCUGAGCUCAAAACCAGCGUGUCCUCCGCACAUUCACCAUUUAGGAUGAAAUCCAUUGCAGGACUGCAGGAGAGACGGGGUUCUAAUGUCUCACUGGUUCUGGAUAUGAGCGUUUUAGGAUCUGUUGAGCCUGUAAGUUGUGGGGUCGUGACCCCUUGUGAACGUGUGACUCAAGAAUACCUGCAGUCGGCCAGUCGGGCGCUCUCACGGCAGCAGCUUCAUGAUGUCACACGCAACACUCAGAUGCUUCAUGCAGAGUUUGCGGAAAUUCCCAUGAACUUUGUGGAUCAAAAAGAACUGGAUAUCCCAAAUUAUGGAUCAAAAAACCGAUACAGGACCAUUUUACCAAAUCUACAUUCCAGGGUUCUUCUGAAGACUAAGAAUACCAAUGACCUGCUCAGCAGUUACAUUAAUGCCAACUACAUACGUGGUUAUCUUGGAGAUGAGAAGGUGUUCAUUGCCACUCAGGGUCCAUUGAUCAACACAGUGAAUGACUUCUGGCAGAUGGCCUGGCAAGAGGACUGUCCUGUCAUCGUCAUGAUCACCAAACUCAAAGAGAAGAAUGAAAAAUGUGUUCUGUACUGGCCUGAAAAGAGAGGGAUCUUUGGGAAUGUGGAGGUCUUCAUUAACAAUGUGAAGGAGUGUGACCACUAUGUAAUUCGUAGCCUUAUACUGAAGCAUGGAGACCAGAGUCGUACAGUCCAGCACUACUGGUACACCUCAUGGCCGGAUCAUAAGACUCCGGAGAGUGCCGGCCCAUUGCUUCAGUUAGUGAACGAUGUCGAGGAGGACAGGAGGACUUCAAUAGCCUCUGGACCUGUUGUUGUUCACUGCAGUGCUGGAAUUGGUCGGACAGGGUGUUUCAUCGCCACAACGAUUGGCUGUCGUCAGCUGCAACUGGAGGGAGUUGUGGAUGUGCUGGGAAUUGUGUGCCAACUGAGAAAAGAUAGCGAGAACUCCACACACUGCAGCGACUGCAUUUAUAUUGUGUGUAGCUUCCUGUUCACAAAGAAAGUGUGAGAGGGCUGUCUGCAGUUGGACAUUCUGAUGGAUAGAGACUAUGGCUCCCUGCUCAGCACCCUCAAGAGGAGGAGGCAGCUGACUGCUGAUGAUGAGCUUAGGUUCACAGCAGAGGAGGACAAGGCUCAUGAGCGCAUGAGCACACAGGAGGAAGAUCUGCUGGACCAGGAACUACAGCAGGAACACCCGGACCACGAGGACAUGGAAGAUGAGAUUGAACCUGAUUCCCAGCCAAGACCAUCAACUGGAUAUGCAUGAAUGUGUAUGUAUUGUUUGUUUCUAUUUCUCAUAUGACUGAUACUCACAGUAACACUAAAUCUGUUACUCUUAUUAUUUUAAACCCUUCCACGGGUACUCGGCAGUCCCCCAUGUGGACAGAGUGGUUGCGAUCCACCUGUGUCCUGAGAACGCCACCACAUGGCGGGGUCACCCUGUGCUCCCCUCCAAGGCUUGUAAGAUGACGUCAUCAUUGACUGCCAAAGCCUACAGUGCCACCGAACAGGCCGCAUCCGCCCUGCAUGUCACGGCCCUCCUGCAAGUCCACCAGGCCAAGGCACUUAAAGAUCUUCAUGAGGGUAGUCCUGAUCCCGACGUGCUGCAGGAACUGCGCUCAGUGACCAACCUCGCCCUCAGGGCCACAGCGCAGUCACUCGGGCAGGCGAUGGCCACACUCGUGGUUCAGGAACGUCAUCUGUGGCUGAACUUGGUCGAGAUGCGCGAGACGGACAAGACACGCUUCUUCGACGCCCCUGUCUCCCAGUUCGGCCUCUUCGGCGACACCGUCGAAGAAUUUGCAUAGCAGUUCUCCGCGGUGAAAAAGCAGACGGAGGCCAUUUCAUACAUCCUGCCUCGCCACAACCCUGCCGCCACGGCCCAAGCCCCGUCUGCUCGCCGAGGGCGUCCUCCUGCAGCUAGAAAACGUGCUCUGCCUCAACCCAGGUCCAGCUCUCAGCCCCAGCGUCGAGCACCCAGCAGGAAGUGUACGGACCCCCUUGAGGACCCGGAAGUCUUCCAGGCACUCCGGAGCUGGUAAGCAGACCACUCCGUCCCCUGGUGGAGGGCCAGGAGAAGAAUCUUUAUUUGAAUUUAUUUCAUUUGCCACACACCUCCGGGACUGCGGUACCCAUAUUCUCAAUAAAAGAGCGAUUUACUUUGUCUCUGGGUCACCUGGCCCGCAAAUGCUGUUCUCACGGCACUCUGCUGCCAGACCUCGACAGUCCCCUGGACGCGGACCACCCCGCCUCCAGCCAAGCCCCGGCCGGCCAGUUCUGACGAGUCUAGAGGACGCCGAUGCUGGACCUCCUCCUCAGUCACUAACCCGCCCCCUGCCAGGUCUGCGGAGGUAAGUGCUUCCAGUCUUUUCUCAGCACCAGAGCCUCGGGACACACUUUCGCCUCCUGACGCCGUACUACCUGCUCCGCCCCACUGGGAACAUAAAAAAUAAUCGUCCCUUUAGUGCCCCUAGCACGGAGCUUGGAUGCGUGGCUUUCACUUCCCAACCCGUCUCGCUGGCUGGCCAGGACCAUCCGACUCGGUUACGCAAUUCAGUUUGCCAGGCCCCCACCCCACUUCGCGGGUGUCCGCUUUUCCGCAGUACACAGUGAACAUGCCAAGUCCCUGCACGCGGAAAUCGUGACUCUUUUGCUCAAAGACCCGAUAGAGCCUGUCCCUCCAACCGAGAUGAAGAAGGGUCUCUAUAGCCCUUACUUCAUCAUAUCCAAAAAAGGCGGUGGCUUACGACCAAUCUUGGACUUGCGAGUUUUCAACCAGGCCUUACACAAACACCCGUCCAAAAUACUCAACUACCUGGACGACUGGCUCAUCCUGGCCCACUCCCGAGAGUUACUAUGCGCCCACAGAACCAGGUACUCAGGCACCUCAGCCGUUUAGGGCUUCAGGUCAACUGGAAAAGAGCAAGCUCGCCCCGGUUCAGAGCAUCUCUUUUCUCGGCAUGGAGUUAGACUCAGUCUCAAUGUCCGCAUGCCUCACCAACGAGCACGUGCAGUCAGUGCUGAAAUGCCUCGCCACAUUCAGGCCAGGCACAACGGCCCCUUUAAAACUUUUCCAGAAGCUCCUGGGGCAUAUGGCAUCCUCCACGCCGGUGGUGCUGCUGGGGUUGAUGCAUAUGAGAUCAGCAUGGCACCGCGGCACGCACCGUGUGAUGGUCACCCCCACCUGCCGCCAAACAUUCAAACCCUGGACAGACCUCUGCUUUCUGCGGGCAGGAGUCCCCUUGCAGCAGGUGUCCCGACGCAUCCUGGUCACGACGAUGCCUCCAGAUUGAGUUGGGGCGCCGUUUGCAAUGGACACGCAACUGCGGGCCGUUGGAAAGGGGCCCCGCUGCUCUGGCACAACAACUGCCUGGAGUUGCUGACUGUUUUCCUUGCCCUGCGGAAGUUUCUCCCGGUAGUUCAGGGCAAACACGUCUUGAUCAAAUCAGACCGCACCACCGCAGUAGCGUACAUAAAUCGGCAAGGCGGCAUACGCUCCCGCCACAUGUCACAACUCGCCCGUCUUCUCCUCCUUUGGAGCCAGCAAGUCACUGUGUGCCACUCACAUUCCCGGCAACCUCAAUGUGGUAGCGGACGCGCUCUCACGACAACGCUUGCCCAGUGGAGAGUGGAGGCCUCACCCCCAGUCGGUCCAGCUGAUUUGGGAAUGGUUCGGCAAGGCUCAGGUAGACCUGUUCGCCUCCCGAGAGACCUCCCACUGCCCGCUUUGAUAUGCCCGAACAGAGGCUCCCCUCGGGGCAGACGCACUGGCACACAGCUGACCCGCGGGGCUGCGCAAGUACGGAUUUCCCCCCUUUACAUUUAUGCAUUUGGAUGAAUGCAUUAUGCACAGAGCCCUUAUUACAGGGACAAUCCCACCGGAGCAACCUGGAGUUGCUCAAGGACACAAUGGUGGUGGCUGUGGGGAUCGACCCGACAACCUUCUGAUUACCAGUUUACCAGUUUUGUGGUUUAGACCACGACACCACCACCAGUGAGUCUUGUCCCGUGUUUUCUCAGGACCGAGCUGGUAGAACUCGGUAACACGCGUCACCUUGUUCCCCUCUCUAGGGUAACUAUAAGUGUUCCGACGACUUUAUGGGGCAUUGGUGUAGGGUACGUGCAGUCUGAUACAGCUGGUCGUUUUGGCACAUCAAGUACCUGCCCGCUCCUGUGUCAGCAGUACACGUACACGGCUCAACGUCGAAGUGAGCGACAGACGGGGAACGUCUAGGUUACGGAUGUAACCUUGGUUCCCUGAUGGAGGGAACGAGACAUUGUGUCCUCCCGGCCAUGUCGCUGAGCCGAGCCACUGUUGUGGCUGGACCAUUUGCGGUUCCUCAGAAAAAUCCUGAAUGGAACAGACGCAUUUCCCCACCUUUAUACCCGUAUGUCCGGGGUGGGACAUGGAAAUUCUGUUCGCCAACUUCUCAUUGGCCUUUUUUCAUAGAUCAGAGGUAUAUUCGCCGCUCAAGAGAGACCCUUAGUGUCGAUUCUUCGACACAACGUCUCGUUCCCUCCAUCAGGGAACGGAGGUUACAUCUGUAACGUAGACGUUUUAUUCCAUUUUCCCACUAAUCACUAGAAUGGUCAUAACUUUUACACAAUAGAUUAUAUUUCUAAAUUGUCUGCUAUUAUACGUUGCCCACAAAAUUAUGUAUAUUUCAUAUAUUCUAAGUUUUCCUCUAGCUUGUAAUUAAAAUGGAUGAAAAUGCAGUUUUCUGAUGAAGUAUUGUGGCUGGAGAAGAUUUUUGUAAAAUUGCUGUGUGAAAUCUUAUUGAUAAAGGAUGAUUAGCCUUAAAUAAUCAUACAUAUAUUAUCUCAUUUGAAAGACCUAGUUCUUCUCUUCAAAAUGUAUAUAGAGUUCAGGUUUGUGAUGUUAUAUAAAUAUGCAUAUAAUAUGAAUUUGGAUAUGAAUACCAUAUUCUGGCACAGAAUGGAAUUUUCUGAAUUUUGGGCUCAGGCUGGAAAGGGUUAACUUGCAUCUGUUGAUGCAGCGGUGAAUGAUGUUGACUAACAAAGGUUCACUAAAGUUAUCCCGAGCUCAUGUUCACGAUAUCAUUACAGAAGCAUGACAGUUUUUAAGACAAGUGCCGUCUGAGGGAUCAGAGAUCAUGCACAAUCAAAAGUAGUUUUCAACCUCAAACCACAUAUUGUCAGGUGUACAAGUGCAUGUCUGUGUAAACAGAGAGUGCGGGUGCUAGAUUGACCUGUCUGCAGUCCUGAUCAUCUCCAAUUGAGAAUGUGUGGCGCAUUAUGAAGCAAUGCGGCAACAAAGACCCCCAUACAAUUGUGCAGCUGAAGACCUGUAUAAUGGAUGAAUGGGGGGAAAUUCCACUUUUUAGACUUAACAAACUUGUGUCUUCAGUGCCCAAAUGCAUAAUAAGUGUUAUUAGAAGAAAUGGUGAUGUUCCACAGUGCUAAACACUCAAACAUUUUUGGAGCUUGUUGUAAUCAUCUGAUUUGAAAUGCGUGUAUAUUUAAAUUCAAGGUAAAACAUAAUAUCAUGUGUAG
Messenger RNA from Xyrauchen texanus (razorback sucker), 6061 nucleotides. RefSeq names its product receptor-type tyrosine-protein phosphatase R-like. Gene Ontology annotation, molecular function: protein tyrosine phosphatase activity. The record is from RefSeq and is a predicted model, not a curated record. Bases 204 to 1556 code for a protein of 450 amino acids. The transcript has 11 exons. Gene Ontology annotation, biological process: protein dephosphorylation. Lineage: Eukaryota; Metazoa; Chordata; Actinopteri; Cypriniformes; Catostomidae.